UCCGCGCUACCGGCAGCGCUCUGGGAGCUCCACGCUGCGGCCGCUCCGAGCAAUGAUUAACCUGGCGGGGCGGCCGGCGCGGGGCCCGGGGCGGAGGCGUGGGGCCGGGGCGGGACCCUGGAGGGCCGCUCGGCUUCCUGCUUUUGCCCAAGUCUCCUCGUAGAGGGCGCCGCAACGGCCGGGGCCCGCGGCGCGGCGCGGCGUGGCGCAGGGCGAGGUGCCGGGCGCGCGUGGGCGCGGAGCCUGUCGCCGGGGUCACCAUGAGGACUCUCCGCAGGUUGAAGUUCAUGAGUUCGCCCAGCCUCAGUGACCUGGGCAAGAGAGAGCCGGCCGCCGCCGCGGACGAGCGGGGCACGCAGCAGCGCCGGGCCUGCGCCAACGCCACCUGGAACAGCAUCCACAACGGGGUGAUCGCCGUCUUCCAGCGCAAGGGGCUGCCCGACCAGGAGCUUUUCAGCCUCAACGAGGGCGUCCGGCAGCUGCUGAAGACGGAGCUGGGGUCCUUCUUCACGGAGUACCUGCAGAACCAGCUGCUGACAAAAGGCAUGGUGAUCCUGCGAGACAAGAUCCGCUUCUACGAAGGACAGAAGCUGCUGGACUCGCUGGCAGAGACCUGGGACUUCUUCUUCAGCGACGUGCUGCCCACGCUGCAGGCCGUCUUCUACCCGGUGCAGGGCAAGGAGCCGUCGGUGCGCCAGCUGGCUCUGCUGCACUUCCGGAACAUCAUCACCCUCAGUGUGAAGCUGGAGGACGCGCUGGCCCGGGCCCACGCCCGCGUGCCCCCCGCCGUCGUGCAGAUGCUGCUGGUGCUGCAGGGGGUGCACGAGUCCCGGGGAGUGACCAAGGACUACCUGCGCCUGGAGACGCUGAUCCAGAAGGUGGUGUCGCCCUACCUGGGCACCUACGGCCUCUACUCCAGCGAGGGUGCCUUCACACACUCCUGCAUCCUGGAGAAGCACUUCCUGCGCCGCUCCCGAUCGGGGGACAUCCUGGCCAAGAACCCGGUGGUGCGUUCCAAGAGCUACAACACGCCGCUGCUGAACCCUGUGGCGGAGCACGAGGCCGAGGGCACGGUGGCCGGCGGCACGGGCAUCCGCAGGCACUCGGUCUCCGAGAUGACGUCCUGCCCCGAGCCCCAGGGCUUUGCUGACACACCCGGCCAGGACCCUGCUGGGACCUUCAGACCCUCCCCGGCGCCCCCGUCGGGGCCCUGCCCCAGCAGACUGUACCCCCCGGCGCAGCCCCCUGAGCCUGGCCCAGGCCCGGCCCGCAGCUCCCCGGCCUCCUCCAGCCCCGAGAACCUGGUGGACCAGAUCCUGGAGUCGGUCGACUCGGAUUCGGAAGGCAUCUUCAUUGACUUUGGCCGGGGCGGUGGCCGUGGCACGUCUGAGUCUGAGGGGGCAGGGGGCCGGCAGAGCGUCGUGUGACCCAGGCCUUGUGUUUUUACUGACCCUGCGUGUACGCCUGUGCGGUCUUCCAGGGGACCCUGAUGACCACGCUCGCCUUUGCCUCUCAGAUGCAGAGUCUCAGGCCAGUCCACGCCUGCUGAUGCUGGAUCUGCACUUCAGCCAGAUGCUGGGGGUCUGCGUGCCGUGAGCUACGCUGGCUGUGCUCGGGUUCUGAGGCGGGUGUUCCGGAGGCAUCUGAAAUGGAAGAUCCCGCUAAAUAAUCAAAGUCAACAGCACUUCAGGCGAAACAGCCAAAAAGCAGAUUGCGGAACAUCCCUUGUAGGCAGAGUAGGACGUCCGCCCCAUCCGUCCAGCCACCUGCAGCAGGGGUACUCGCUGUGGAGAGGAUGUGCUCACGGUGAGGGGGGUACGAGGGGCCACAGAGAGCUGCACGUCCAGGAGAUCUGGGGGAAGUGAAAAAGAUUUUAUUAAAAAAACACACCUGGGGACUCCCCGUCAGCACUGAGUGGGGGCCAUUCUCCACCUCGGGGGGUCUUGACCUGCCCUGUGUAUCUCCUUAGGGCGUCCCACGAAGCCCAGGGACGCAGUCUUAGAAUAGUGUUUUCACAAUAAAAUGCGUAGGAUGACGAGGAAACCAACUAUGCUGACGUACAGCCUUGAAGGGCUCUUUAAAAUGUGUGAGUGGUGAUGCCUUAUUAACUCAUCAGUAAACAGAUCUCCUGCCGGUCACCUGCUGACCGGGGUCGGGGUGGCGAUGAGUGGAACCCGCAACCGCUGGGUGUGACGUCAGCACAGUCCCCACUUCUGCUGGUGACAAGCCGAUUUGUCAGAGAGGGGCUGACCGCCACUCCGAGGUCAGUUAGCGAGCACAAAGCUGUCGUUUUUGCCAAGUUUCUUCCCCAGGCAGCGGGGAGUCUGCGAGCUGCACUCCAGACCCUGCCGCCCACCUCUGGGCAGGAGGGACUCCACACUCCCCUCCGCUGGGGCCAUGUAAGCCCUUCAGUGUCUGCUGGCCACUUGUUCCGGGCACUGUGGGGUUGAUUGGCCUGCUGGCCACCUCUCCCCACCAGAGGAGCUGGACUCAGCCCUUCAGGGAGUGAAGGGCACACAGGAUACAGGCUCCCUGCCCGCCACCCUAGAGACCUCCCCACAGUCUCAAGGGAUAGCUGGUUCCAGGAACAUUGCUGGUAGAGUCUGGAACUCCUGCCGGGUUGGGGGGGAGGGAGGAAGGGGAAUUGGCUGUUGGGGUGUGUGUGUGUGUGUGUCCCCAGGACCUGUAUUCUUGGGAACACAGUCCUUGUGAUGGGACAGCAAUGGAAACUAUGUGUAGCUGCAGGAGGGGAGGGUGUCCAUCAGUGGAUGAUGGAUAAACAAAAUGUGGUCCAUCCAUUCAAUGAAAUAUGACUCAGCCUUAAAAAGGAAGGAAAUUCUGACAUGUGCUACACCGGGGAUGAACCUUCCUAAGUGAAACAAGCCAGUCACAAAAGGACAAAUAUUGUAGGAUUCCACUUACAUGAGGCACCUAGAGGAGUCAAGUUCAUCAAGACAGAAAGUA
This is a messenger RNA of Balaenoptera musculus (blue whale), 2964 nucleotides long. RefSeq names its product proline rich 5 (gene PRR5). The record is from RefSeq and is a predicted model, not a curated record. Gene Ontology annotation, cellular component: TORC2 complex. Gene Ontology annotation, biological process: TORC2 signaling. Bases 261 to 1427 code for a protein of 388 amino acids. The transcript has 9 exons. Lineage: Eukaryota; Metazoa; Chordata; Mammalia; Artiodactyla; Balaenopteridae.